AUGAACAUUAACGGCAUCAUUGGGUCAGGAAUCGUUACUGCAUCAGGAAUUAUUUGGAACUCAGUAAAGUCUUCAGGAAUAGUAUUAUUAUUAUGGGUUAUAGGUGGAAUAGUCUGUAUGUCAGGAUCCAUGACUUAUGUUGAACUUGAUGUCAAACAUAAGAUAAGUGGAGGCGAAACAAAAUAUUUACAAACCGCUUAUCCAAAACCAAGAAAAUGUAUAAGCUACCUUUUUAGUUUCAUGUACAUUUUUGCAGUUUUACAAUCUGCUGCGCAAUAUUUUUGGUAUACUGUUAACGGACGUCAAUUUGACAUUGAACAGGAUAAAAAUGGAUGGAAUCUUCCAUUUUCUCCGUUCUGGGUUAUAAAAUUCAUCGUGAUUGCAAUGUUAUUUGUUAUAACAGCAUAUCAUAUGAUUGAUAAUAGACUGGCAAAUCUUAUAAACCAGUCACUCGCAGUUAUAAAAUUAGUCACAUAUUCAACGAUUGCCAUAGUUGGAAUUUGUAGAUUAUUUUUAGAUUGGAAAACAAGUCGACUCAAUUGGCAAAACCCAUUAGAUGGGAAUACAGAUUUUACAGCCUUAUAA
This is a messenger RNA of Funneliformis caledonium, 585 nucleotides long. The record is from the annotation of a GenBank genome assembly. NCBI's taxonomy places the organism in Eukaryota, Fungi, Glomeromycota, Glomeromycetes, Glomerales, Glomeraceae.